This is a messenger RNA of Nicotiana attenuata, 1253 nucleotides long. Its product is annotated as chaperone protein dnaJ 6-like. The record is from RefSeq and is a predicted model, not a curated record. The transcript is spliced from 8 exons. NCBI's taxonomy places the organism in Eukaryota, Viridiplantae, Streptophyta, Magnoliopsida, Solanales, Solanaceae. The coding region runs from base 146 to 1000 and encodes 284 amino acids.
GGAUCAAUAUGGCGGGAAUCCUCCGCCUUUAUAUAUGCCUCAUUUGUUAAUAAAUUUGAUUAAAUAGAUUAAAAAUUGUCUUUAUUUUAAUUUUUCAAUCGGGUUUACUUGCACAAGUAGUGUAAGCAUCUCUGAGCUUUGACGUAUGGGAAAGGGAAAGAAGACGGCUAGGGUUCCGGUGGAGAAUUCGGAAGAAGAAGACGUAGAAAUGCAGGGAAAUCAAGAGAACGUGAUCGGUUCUUCGUCACAUGAGAAGAGCCUUUAUGAGAUUCUUGGGGUCGAAAGAAUAGCAUCCCAACAGGAAAUAAAAAAGGCAUAUUACAAGUUGGCUCUGCGGCUCCAUCCCGAUAAGAAUCCGGAUGAUGAGGAAGCAAAAGAGAAAUUUCAACAGCUGCAAAAGGUGAUAGCAAUUUUAGGUGAUGAGGAGAAACGAGCACUUUAUGAUCAAACUGGCUGUGUUGAUGAUGCUGACCUGGCAGGAGAUGUUGAAAACUUGAAGGAGUUUUUCCGAGCUAUGCAUCCAAAGAUUACUGAGGCUGAUAUUGAACAGUUUGAAUCAAAUUAUAGAGGAUCUGAGUCGGAGAGGAAGGACUUGAUUGAUCUAUACAAGAAGUAUAAGGGUAAAAUGAAAAGGCUCUUUUGCUCCAUGAUUUGCUCUGAUCCCAAAUUAGAUUCACACCGCUUCAAAGAUAUUCUGGACGAGGCUAUAUCAGCAGGGGAGAUAAAGUCAACCAAAGCAUAUGAGAAAUGGGAAAAGGAAGUGUCUGAAACAAAACCGCCUACAAGCCCAUUGAGGAGGCAAAAAUCAAAGAAAGAACCAGAGGAUUUAUAUGCCAUCAUAUCUCAGCGGCAAAAUGAGCGGAGAGGCAAAAUGAAUUCUAUGUUCUCAACUUUGGUUAGCAAAUAUGGUGGGGAUCCAUCUACGACAGAGCCAAGCGAGGAAGAAUUUGAAGCUGCUCGCAGAAAACUGGAGAGUAGGAAGCAAUCUAAGCGAAAGUAACUGUAAUGUAUGGCAACCUACACCGUGCUGCACGAAUUUGUUUAUGCUGUUUUCUUGUGCCUGAGCAUUAUGUAUUAGGUUGUGCAUCUUGCUGCAAGGAUUUUAAAUGCUUUUUUUUAUAUUUCUUGGUCUAUAUUGCGUGACAGUGAUAUCGUGCAUCCUUUUGGUUAUUUUAACUCCAUCACGUCUUGAAUUGUUAUCUGUUAAAAACUGGUAAUACAAACCUGAAUUGCUUCUUGAUUUGCUGGAGAAA